Messenger RNA from Dunckerocampus dactyliophorus (ringed pipefish), 24122 nucleotides. Its product is annotated as helicase ARIP4-like. Bases 16597 to 20727 code for a protein of 1376 amino acids. The transcript has 22 exons. Lineage: Eukaryota; Metazoa; Chordata; Actinopteri; Syngnathiformes; Syngnathidae. Gene Ontology annotation, cellular component: nucleus. Gene Ontology annotation, molecular function: ATP hydrolysis activity; ATP binding; ATP-dependent chromatin remodeler activity. The record is from RefSeq and is a predicted model, not a curated record.
AUGUUUUCUUGCAUGGUCGGUAUGAUUUUCUGACAUUUGGAAGAACUUAAAAAGGAAUUGAAGAGUAAAAUAUGUUCUUUUUAUGUUCGGAGUGGCAGAGAAGAUGGAAAGGCAGCUGCAUCCUAUUGUAAUCCCUCUAUGGUGAGGGUUAACAUGAGUUUUUAGGGAGAAAACUGAGCAGAUAACAUGGCAAUAUUGUGUAAAUUACCUCAGACAUGUUACAAUUAUGCUCCAGUUGUUGGCUGAUGAUUGUUAGGUUACUUAAUGGUGUUGUGUAACACUGGCUCCAUACCUACUUAAGCAUGCAGCCUCCCUGCCUCUUCCUUCUUGCGCCUCCCCACUUUUUUUCCGACUCUCUCAUCCAACACACUCUUAAAACCUCACCCUAGCCCUUUUUUUGGAAAUCCCCCUUUUGGGCAUUUUUACUCAGUCUAUCGCUGCACUGCUUCCACGUGUAUUCCGCAGCCUCUCCCAUGUUGUAGUCGGCAGCGGUGUUCCCAUUGGCUGUUUCUACGGUUACUUAAAGCAAUGCACAAGCGCCAUUGGUUGAUGCGGGCCAUGCUGGAAGUGUGUGCAUGCGGAGGCAGGAAAACACAUGGUUCAUCAGACAGUGGAUUAGCGAGGUAAACUUGUUCGGAACAAAGCAGCGCUCUAGUUUGCAUGUGUAUGUUUAUAGAUAUGGAUAUAGUCAAUAAUAGGGUUCACAAUAGAUUGAAACAAGUGUCCUUCCACAAAAUUGCCUGGUUAGUACAGUACAGUUACUGGUUUGUUUGCUACAGUAGCUGGAUUUUGCUAAAUCAACUAAUUUCCACAAAAGCCAAGGAAAAAAACAUUACAUGUCAGUGCAGUUACAGGUUUUAUUCUUCAGCUCAAGUAAAACAGCUGUGUGAUUCAUUUAAAAAAUGAUGUCUUCUUUUUAGCUGGUGGACAGUUGUUUGAUGAUUCUGCGACAGUAUGCUCAUAUGUCAUCAUGUCAUAUUUUAUAUACAGUAUAUUCAUAUGUCUUUAAUGAAUGAGCAGGCAAGACCUGCCAGGGUAUGGUUUCAUUGUCACCUCCAUGCGUAAUUUAGCUUAUUUAUUCCACUUCCUGCAUGUUCGCAGGUCAUUUUUUGUGCGUGUGUGUGUGUGAAACAGGAAUACAUGACAUGGUCUGAUUCGGGAGAUAUUUGCCGCUAACUGUUAUUUUCCUUGUAUAAAUCUCGAGAACCCAAAUACAAGACGACCCCCGACUUUUUUCUUGAGGAAAAAAUACCAUCUAAUAUUUGGGUAUUCAUUGAGAACAAUAUUUGGAAGAAUCUCAUAAUGCUAACAACUUAGACUGGCACCUUUUACAGAGUUUUGCACCAAAAUCUAUUGAGAAGCACUCUAUUCAAUUUUGUUUGAAUGUGGCCAAGCAUUCAUUGUGUUGAAUUACGUACACAUGCUAACACACAUCCUGGCUGGGUAAAAAGAGCGUACUUGCCUGUCAUUGCUGCUAAUACACCAUGUGGGGAAAGCAUGAAAGAACACACUGUUCUUUUCACAUCCUUUGUGGAUAAAGUGUGUGUGUGUGUUUACAUGUCCUUGUGUGGGCACAAUCUGCCCAUAAAUGUGAAAGUAUAUAUUGAGAUAAGGAAUAAUACUCCCCAAUAAUCAAUGGAGCUUUUAACACCACAACAAUGAAACAGGAAUGAGACUCCCCACCCCUCAACUUUUGAGUGCUGCAUUGCCGACUGUGCUGGGCUGUAAUUGGCUGCGGCGUACCGGCAAGGAACAACCUGUCCUAUUUGGAAUAGCGCGAAGGUUUGGGCUGAACACAGGGAGCACAUGAAGUCUGACUGCUUUCGUAAGACCUCACUGCAGAGGCUUUUUGGCUCCUGUUUUUCAUACCUUCUCAUCAUUCCUCCUCUGUAUCCUUCCUACACGUCACACACCCAAAUUAUUCGAAAAACUGCUGAGCCACACGCACCUCCUCCACUACGCUUCUUUUCCCCUUAUCUCUUUUUGCUGUCCAGCCUUGUCGUUUAGUGCCCCAUAAAACGCAGCUUCUUAUCUCGGUUUCUCCAGUGCUUUUAUUCAACGGUCACGGUGCAGUAGGCAUACUGUCACAUCAUUGUUACUCUUUCCUCGCUAAACAUCACCAGACAUCACACGUCGUGUUAAAGGUUUUCCCAGAAGAGAGGAAGCUGCAAAAAGGGGAGCAACAUCGUUGCUGUUUUUUUUCCUGGAUUGGCCAGGUGUCCCAAAACAUCUGCAUUUUCCCAUAAAUAGUAAACCAAGCUACAUACAUACUCCUUUCAAUUCAUUGUAGUGCAUUUUAAUUUCUUUUUUCAUUUUAUAUGUUUAGUGUACUUCAUUUUCCCCAUUAUUUACUUAAUUUUUUUGUAUCAUUUUUUAUGUAAGACAUUGAAAUUAACAGUCCAGGGUGUACCCCGCCUCUCGCCCAAAGUCAGCUGGGAUAGGCUCCAGCAUACCCCCGCGACCUUAAUUGGGAUAAGCGGCAUAGAAAUUGGAUGGAUGGAUGGACAUUGAAAUUAAAUGCAUGUCUUUUUUAUUAUUCAUUAUAUUUUAGCAUUAAUUUUUGAGUAAUGCAUUUAAAUUGGUAUUUUUAAUACAGUAUUAUUAUUAAAUUUUAUUGUUACAAACAAUACAAAAAACAAAUUCACAAUAAAUAAUACAUCAUCAUCAUUGUCACUUCAUGCCACUUUUCUGCCACAACGUAUACAAUGUAUCAUAAUAAAAUAAUUACAAAAUAAUACAUCUUAAAAUAAUUGUAAAUAACCAUACAACAAUAACAAGAAAGCACACAGACAAAAUAUUUUUUGAAAAGAUUACAUUUCUCCCCCUCCAACAUUAAAGGAAUAUUAUGUAAUAUUGUUUCCAUUACACAGGCAAGCAGAUACUGAUAUGCUGGCUAGUGUGAGAUGAAUCUUGACAAUGCAAGCAUGUGAUGCUUUAGUCUUCUAUUUUUGUGUGUGUGUGUGUGGAUGCACGAUCAUGCUCCUCAUUCUCCCCCUCAGCAGCACUGACAUACUGGCCUACUAACAGCUCCAGCUCACCUCCCCUGCUCUCUGUCUCUCCAUCACAUUCAAAUAGGUCUUCUGUUUCCAUGUCGUCUCUGGCACUUGUUUUUAAGGCACUGCCGUGGUUUGUCUUCACGACCCCCCGCCGUAGACGGUUUUGUAACUCACCUGCUUCAACUGUAAUAAAGCGGCUUUAAUUGCGCAUUCAGAACAGGCUGUUAUAUAAGGUGCGUGUGUGUUUGUGUGUUUGUGCUAUGGCGUCAUGCAGAGAGCACUUUAUGAGUUGUUUUUUUUUUUUUGUCUUUUUCAAGCCAAGUUGUGUAACCCAUUUGCUUUUGUUGCUACGUAAAAGAAAAAAAAAUACAUUUUGUUUUUUUCUAAGUAGGAGUUCCUACUCACAGACCUUCUCCAAGGAAAAACAAUCCAAUCUGCAUCCAAUCGUAUACCUUCAUAGAUACGCUGCACAUAAAGGGUGUUACUCAUGGACUGAUUUACCAUAUGAUGUUGUUGUUAUGCAAUAUUUUGCCAGCUGGAGUGAUUAUGUCACAAUCAAGAUAAAAGGAGAAAAUCAACAACAAUAUUUAUGCAAAGGAACAUGGCAAAAGUUGUAGAGGUGCUUAUGGAACCUUCAGGUAAGGCUCCCGUUUUCCUCUCAGCUAUUAGCUAUAAAAGGCCAAGUAAAACAACAUGUGUUAACAAAACUGAUGACAGAAUUCACAUCAAAUAUAGCGUAAUUCAUAAUGUGAUGACUAAGCACAACAUUGACUCUCAAAGGUUGUUGGUACUUGGUUUAAUAAAGGAAAGUUCUGCAGUAAUUCUGUGAACGAAACAUGUUUUUAAUGCAAUGUUGACAGGAUAUACAGGAAAGAUCAUACCUGAAAAAGUCCAGAUCGAUACAUAGUUGAUCAGCAACAAUAUUAAUGCCUGCUGUUGGGGUACAAAUACUGUACCAUGAUAGAUAGCAGCAGGAUACAUUAGUAUGCACAAACAUUCACUGAAAAAUGUAGGAAAAAGUAAAAAAAAAAAAAAAAAGGCCCUCUAUGUUAACAGCAAUGACUACAUUGCAAUAGCAAUAGUUUCCAGGUCAAGUCCUUUCAAAUGGGUUAUGGAAACUGUCUAGAGGUUGUUAUGGUUACACAGCAACAACCUUUUAAUUAAUGUUACUCAUGAUUAGGCAUGGGCCAAUAACCGGUUUCAAGGUAUACCACAGUGUGAAAAAGUGACGUUUCAAAACCACUAAAAUUGUGCAUCAUAAUGUUCAUAUGAUGUAAGAGAAAGUGAAGGUCCAGCGCGGCCACUAUGUGUAACUACUUUGUCACAGCCUGUGUUAUUCAUCGCAGUCGGAACCGGGCUUCGAUGUGUGCUGUGUUCCCAAAAGCCGGGCAUAGACAGCACCGCCGUUAGCUUCCUCAUUUGCAUUUAGCGGCGCCGGUGCAGCCGCGCUGUUGCAUCAUUUGUCGGUCGACAUACUACUCACGUUGAGGUUCACCAAAUGUGGAGAUGUGAUUUAGAACGAGACAGGAGCAGAGGACGAGUAGUUUAAACCGUUUACUAUCCGCUGAACAACAAGCAACAACCACUCUCAGUUGCUAACAACGAUCAAAUGACCUGGAAACAGAAGUUUGUGGAAAUGUGUGACCUGCCACGCUGAAAUAAUAGCAUAACAUUAAGGGUUUUUUUUAAUUGUGUUGUGACCUUCUUUUGCUACUUCUUUGUAUUUAUUUGAAUUUUGCUUUGUUUUUUGUUGUAUAUUUAUUGUGUUGUGACUUGAGUUGCAGUAUUAGCCACAGUAGACUGCAUUGAGAACUGCAUUUAAUUUAUUUAUUUAGAAUGAAUUCAGUUAUUCUUUUUUUUUUUAAAUAUAGGUCAUACUUUCAUCGUCUUAUGUGGUUUAAAAAUUACUGGUAAAGAUAAAGAUAUUUCAAAAUAACAGAUUUUUGAGCUGUCAUUUUUUAUUUUUUUUCCCCUCGAUUGGGAAGGACGUGUAUGGCAGGAGCUCUGUUGAAGAUACUGGAAAUUUUAACCAUUUUGGUGCUUUCCCGAUUACACUUCAUGAACACAAGAUCAGCGCUCAUUGCUGAAUCCCCAACUUUAACUUGAAUAGGCGAGAGGUACAGUGUGCUUGAAAUAAACUAGUUACAAGUGUUGAUACCUGCUAGCAAGUCAAGCUAACUGGCUAACUGCUGAAGUUCAAAACGGUUGCCUGGCAACAAUGCCAAACACAAAGCAAAAUGAUACUGGCUCUGGAUCUACAGACUCAAAAUCAGAUUAAAAAAACAACUCCAGGAUUCGAAAAUUGUCUCAAGAAGAAGACACAAGAGAACACAGACUCGGAUAAAAAAAACAACUCCAGGAUUCGAAACACCAGAGAUUACUUGAUUACAAAUAAUGCAAGAAAUUGAGAAUCUGCAAUCAAAAUCAGUGCAAAAUUCUGCAACUAUAAGGAUGGAUAUAUUGCUUCUGAAAGCAGAAAUUAAACUUAAUCACAAUAACCUCCAUGAAAUGAUCAUAGAUGUCCUUUUUGGUGUUGCAAACAUUGCAGAAAAAAAUGUGCAGUGAACAAGGCUAUCACAAACAUUAUGGAAGAAAAUACUGUAGAGCACUGAGCAAGGCUAUCAAAGCACCAAGACAAGAGGUCAAGGAGUUGCAAAAUGAAAAUGCGGACUUGAGCACUGCUCUUAAGGAGGUUAAAAACCCUAUAGAAGAUAUCAAGGCUCUACCGGACGAUAUUAAGGAACUGUUGAAUGACAAUGCUGCCUUGUGCGCUGCUCUUAAGGAAGCUAAAAAACCUAAAGAAAGUACAACAUUAUGCAAGGAUGUUAGGUUUCUGCAGGAUGAUAUCAGGGCAUUAUUGGAAGACAACGCUGCCUUGCGCGCUGCUCUUACGGAGGCUAUAAACCCUAUGGAAGCUAGCUUGCGCGCUGCUCUUAAGGAGGUUAAAGACCCUACGGAAGAAAAUAGAGCAUUAUGCAAUGAUAUUAACAUUGUACAGGAUGAUAUCAAGGCACUAUUGAAGGAUAACGCUGCCUUUCACACAACCCUUGAGGAAGAGAAAGAAGCAAAGGAAAAUAUCACUAAGCAAAUAAAAAUCUUAAUUUACGAGAUAGAUCAGAAUGCACGAGUGAAUGAUGUGGUCAUCACUGGGCUCUAGAUUACAUCCAGGUCAAAAGAUGUUCCUUCAAUAAAGCAACAGAUUGCUAACUUCCUACAAUCAAAGGAGGUGGAUGUAUAUAUCAACAGCAUCGACACAUCAGCGUCCCACUAUACGGCAGAAACACCACCACCCCUGUCAUCAUUGUUCACCAACAAGGAAUUCAGAACUGUACUGCUGAAACAGGGAAAGAAGCUGAGAGACACAAACGUCUACAUGAAUGAGCAUCUCACAAAACGCAAUGCCAACAUCGCCAAGAAAGCACGAGACUUGAGGAAGCAGGGAAAGAUACAAAGCACUUGGAGCACCAACGGUAACAUGGAGGUCCAGGAGAAGCAAGAGUACUUGUUGUCAAAGAUAUCAGCGAUCUGGAUGCAUUUUAAAGAUGACAAUAAGGACAAUGGAGGAUAUAACCUACAAGAAAGAACCAUGCAGCUCGAAGGACUACAUUCAAUAACAAUGACCUCAAUAUAAUUGUUGCAAGGGCCAGCUCAACAAUGUAAUAAAAUAAGGAACUCAUGUAACUACAUUCAAUGACACUCACAGUGCAACACCAAAGGCGGAGGAUGUGGAUAUCAACAGGGGAGAAAGGAAAGGAUUAAAAGAAAGAAAAGGAAGGAGGAUAAAGGAAAGAAAAUAUAUAUAUAUAUUUUUUUAUAUAUCUGGACCUGUGUGUGUGUGUGUGUGUGUGUGUGUGUGUGUAAAUAUAUAUAUAUAUAUAUAUGUGUAUGUGUGUGUUUGUAUCUACACAUACAGUAUGUAUGUAUUAGCAAUUGAUGUGAUACGAAAAGGGGGUAGGAUUACAGUAAAUAAGCUCUGCUUCUUCCUACUCCUUUUCGGACAUGUGGAACUAUGACUUGUAACAUGAAGCAUUCAAUGUACACUGUAUGCAUGUUCAAAAUAAAUUUAAACCAUAACCAAACCGCAAUUUUUUUCCCCAGGUUUUUAUACUGUCAAAAUCUCACCUCGUCCCAUGCCUACAUGAUAUUUGAAAAAGAAAAAAUGUCAGAGGUUUACUGAUUUAUUCUGAGCAUUUCGAGUAGUAUUUUGUACAAUGGCUAAAGGAUAGUGAAAGGAUGUUUCUUAAAUGAAUAAAGUGUCAACUCUGCUGCAACAGGACACACACACACACACGCAAACAGAUCGUAUGUGCCACUUUGUGUCAGACGUCAAGAUGGUGUUUAUUAUGUGUGUGUGGUUCUUGUGAACACGGCGGUUGUGUAAGAGCCACAGGCAAUAGUUAUAUAAGCGUCCCCUCACGUCCCCCUCACCGUCGUUGCCCGUUGUUAAGAGUUCUGUGGCAGACUCAGACUGUGUGUGCGCGUUUCUGUGUGUGUGUAUGUGUGUGUCUGAGAGUGCCAAUAAGGACGCGAAAAAGGUCAUCUUAGUGUGUGAAGCAGCCUCUCCAGGAGACCCUUUUAAGCCAUGGCAUUGACCUUGUUUGUACCUUCCCAUUUAUUGUCACCUGAUUUUUUUUUAGGCCGGACUAAUGGACUCUUACUAGGGAUGCUCGAUCGAUCGGCCACCAAUCAGUAUCGGACAAUUUCUGUGAAAAAUCACGUGAUGUCUGUCAACACUGAUCACAAAAGCAGUGCAGUGUCUUGUCUUAACUAACAUUUUGGGCAGCGUCCUUCUACCAGUUUCCUUUACAGCGCACAGGCGUGCCAUAACAAAAAAAUCAUGCCAUGUGGAACUUAACUACCAACACAUGCCACAAAAACUACCUUGCGGGGGUAUCGCAUUAAAAGGCUAAAAUUUAAUACGGCAUUUGAAGAACAAAUACUUGACGCAGUAUGGUGAGUUUUCAAGGCUCACGGUGUGAUCAUCAGUCAAAUGGCAGCUAACGCAGCCAUGUGGACACCCGCCCGUAUGUGCGUGACAGUCAGCAGGCUAAGCUAAUAACCUGAAAAAUAAUUGAAUUCAUUGGACGAAAUGACCAGUCUUUCUCAGCGGUGGAAGACACCGGAUUCGCAGAGUACUCUCUCACUUACCUGGAAGUCCUGCUUGAGCUCCACCGAUGUACCCUCACAUCCAAAGUCUCCUUACACAAAGCGUCUCAUCCUCUGUUUCACGAGUGAUAUAUGUUCUCUUGAAAAAGUAAAUCAAAUAUGUUUUUGUCUAAAUUAAGGUGUUUUUAUGGUCACUUUUUUCAUGUCAUAUGGCCAAUAGCACUUAUCAUAAAUCAACUGAAAAAUGUAUAAUUAAUCCAUGUGAUCCGUUUCGGUAUCGGCCAGUUUCAGUCCUGGAUGGUUGGAAUCAGCAGCAUAAAACCCUGAUCGGAGCAUCCCUAAUGCUUACUCAGUAUAUUAAGCAUUGACACUUUGGUUUUUGCUCCCAUUUUUCAUGAGCUGAACUCACAGAUGUAAAACUUCUUUUCUGUACACAAAAGGCCUACCUCAAAUAUUGUUCAUAAAACUAAACCUGUGCUAGUGAACACUCAUAAUUAGGGGUGUCACAAGAUCUCGCAUGAUUGAAACAUGUUUUGUCAUUCAGAAAAAAACUGUCUCGCGAUAACAAAUUAAGUAAUGAAUCACAUGAUAAAUUCAAAAGAAGUGAUCAUUUGAAUUAAUCUCCUUAUUUGCCAUGUGCAUGCCACAUUGGUUCAGGACCUAGACACUUCAUAGAACAACUGCGUUCCAUAUACUACGAGUGCACCAUAUACUACGAGUGCAUGAACAAAGUGAGCCCUCUUGUCAGUCCUACGGUCGCUUUGUCUCUGUGGGCGUAGGCGGAGCCGCUAGCAUACUCCACAAAGUGCAGCAAGGGAGCCUCGUAAGGAGCAAUGCAAGAUAAUGUAGUAGAAGUUUGGAGCGAAAAAGAUGAUUGCAAAGCCAAAUGCCUCUGAUGUUGCAAUAUUCCGGCUUCAAACCAAAUGAGCAAGGUGAGAUCAACAACACGGACGAGCUAGUAUGCCUAAUUUGUUCGAAAGUGGUGGCAAAAAAAAAGCAACAAAAAUAACUUGCCCACCUCAAACAUAUGCACCCGGCCCAGUUUUCCCAUCUGGAAAAAAAACUACACAUCAAGAUGCGCAGCCUUCAUUCCGACAGUCAACAAUCACUGAGACGUUUGAUCGGCAAAGUAAAUACAAACGAAACAGCCCAAAAUGGUGUGCGUUCACAGAAAGUGUUUGCUACAUCACAAAUAGAAAUGCUGCAAAAGUUUGACAGACGGUACGAAGUGCCUGUGAGACAAUUGUCACAAACGGCAAUUUCACAACUUUACAGAAAGAAUAAAGAAAGUUGACAUAUUAAAGGAAAAAUAUUGCAUUAUUAUGAUACAUUAUGAUAUAGCGUACUAUUAUUACUCAGGAUUUAGAACUAGGAUUUUUUUGAAGCUGUGGUGGUGGGCUGCAUGGGAGGGGGAACUGCCGCCGCUGUGUCGUGCUGCUGCUGUGUCUGCGAUUAUUUAAAAAAUGACAAAUAGAAAUUUCUUUGACUUAUUUAUUGAACUUUUUUUGACAACUAGCAGAACAUGAACCCAGACAAUUGCAAAACUGUUAAUUUAAUGGCAAAGUUGCCGAGAGCACUGCCAACAUUUAAAUGAAACUUUAUUUACAAGGCAUAUCUCCACUCAGUGUGCUCAUUUGUCAUUAAAUACAGGUGUCAUGUUUGAAUAGAACACUUAUAAAAAUACUUAGAGGGGUGAACUACUCAACAUCAGCUGGUGAGCUACUGUUAGCAUAGGAAUUACCUGUUGGAGACUCCUGUGAUAGCGUCACUGUCUAAAACUGUGCACACUACGUGUUCAUGUUGCACAACUUCGACACACAAGUAGUAGUUUUAUAAUAACAAGAGAGCAUGAUUGUGAAGUGCCACUAUAAAAAAGUAAGUUGUGAUUAUAAUCGAUUUAUGUAUCCCAUGAACGUAAUAGCCGCUUUAAGCGCCGAGCUAGCUAGAUGCUGCCAGCCAGGCAUGUAAACAAAGAUGCCAGAAAGUGGAAUGAGAUUGAAAUGUGAGCGUGAGCUUAGCAUGUGACAAGCUGUUGUCAGUGGACCACACAUUUUACGGGCUGUUGUUCAUUCUCCCGAUAAUAAGAAACAAAGUGAAAUCAACACAAGACGUGUCACAUAUCUGGUCACAUGCGCAAGUGCCAGCAAGACAGACAGGCGAUUCUGGUGAAUGCUUAUCAAAAUAAAGCCCACUGAAACAUUUUUAUGAUAUUUUUAAAUGUUUUCAAACUAAUUGUUGUCAAUAUGUGCGUAAAUAAUAAGCUAUGUAUGUAUCCACAUAGCAUGUAUAUCCAUUCAUAAAAUACAAGUUUUAAAAAAAACCCCUAAUUUUUAAUGUGUGGCGGCUAUUAUUUUGUAGUGGCGCACCGCCACGAUCAAUUAACAUGUAGCGGAAACCCUGUUAUUAUUAGGGGUGUGUAGGAUAGUCAACUACUUGACAAUUUGAUUCGGAGGAGUCUGACUCGACUACCAACGUUCAAAUUGGAUGAAAAUGUCAUUUGAGAGUCAAGAUCGUACCAUACUGACUCAAAAAGGGGGUGGCCAGGGCUGCUGCUGAGCAUACAUUUUUACCUUAGAAUGUCUUUGUUUUUGUUAUAAAUAGCCUAUUUUGAUACAGCAUCCUAAUUUGUGUUAAUAAAGAAUUGAAAACGUGUGUGUGUAUAACAGAAGAGCCAUACUUAACACACAUUAAUAAAAUCAUCUGCUUCAGUGGCACAAUCCAAAGGAGCUGAGGUGAGCGCUAGCUUUGAACACUGGGAAAACCGUAAACAUCAGAGGACUUAUUGGCUCAUAAUGGCUCCUAAAAAAAUCAUCCAAAGUAUGGAAGUAUUUUGAAAACGUUAUAAAGAUGAUACCAGAAAGUGAAGUGCAACUUGUGUCGGCAGCUUCAUACACAUCACGUGACAACAACCCCCAUCUUUGGAUCAUCACUGAACAUCACUGAAUAUCAUUUAAAAUGGGUAAGGCUGUUUUGUCAACUUCAUUUUCUAUCCUGACAGUGAAUUUUAGGGCCGCACGGUGGUCUAGUGGUUAGCACGUUGGCCAACACAGUAACAGCUUGGAGAUCGGGAAGACCUGGGUCGAUUCUCGCCUGGGCAUUUCUGUGUGGAGUCAGCUGGGAUAGGCUCCAGCAUGCCCCCGCGACCCUAAUGAGGAAGAAGCGGUAUAGAAAUGGACAGUGAAUUUUAAGGCAAGAAAUUAGGCUGCCAACUUUGGCAAGUUGUGUUUUUUAAAGCCAUGUUGUUGGAUUCCAUGCACAGUUUUUUGAGGUAUGUCGACAGCGACUGCGUUCCGGUUUUGCUCAUCUUGCCUUCAGUGUCACUGAAUAAAUUAAGGUACAGUUGUUUCACACCUACCAUGUUUAUUUGUCUGAGUGUUUUAGCCUGCUUCUUUGAGGUAGAAAAUGGGGCAAAUGAGAUCUGUUUAUUUGUCAGAAUCACCGUUAGCUCUGCUCUUAAAAAAAGGAAUUUCGAAUAUUAGUUGACUAUGGGCAAAAUCUAACGAAUCAGAUUAAUGUUUUGUCAUUGUGCUUUUCUUAAAACUUUUCUUAAAAUUAAUGUUAAAAUCUCGUCUUGUCUUGCUCUCGUGAACCCAAUCUUGUGUAUCGUUUCGUUUAGUGAACUGUCUGUGCCUUAUGUUGUCCACAAUAAAAGGACAAGUGCAGUUACGUUACAGCGUAUAUGUAAUAAAUAGAUAGUGCACAACAGCGUUUCUCGGAGCCACACACAGAGACAGGUGUAGACAAACGUGACUCAUUAGCAUUAAAACUACAGACUCACAAAACGGUUUUCUCAGUAGAGCUUACUAAAAUCACGUUUAAACUUCCUAAAUUCCAGCACAAUUAAGACCUAUUUAACAUUGUUGAAAAAUACUAGAAUAUGGGACCUUUUAGGCGACCGGUCCAACCUCAAAUUGAUAAAUAGAGGUACGUCUCCAUACAUUUGUCCAUAUCUAAGUCUGCCAUUAAAGGUGGUGGAGGAAAGGAGUGGAGCAGUUUAAUUUUAGAAAAGUACAAGCAGUUGUUGAGGAGUGGUGUGAAGGUGGGAGUCAUCAUGUAGAAAGUGAAGGAACAUAAAUAAAACAAUAGGUGAACGAUGAACUGAUGGGAACAGCAGCUUGGAACAGUCAGACAUGUUUUCAUACAUGACAAAUGUUAUCGCUGCAGCAAGCUGGUAGAACUGGAUGUUCACAAGAACAGUGUUAUACAAUAGCCAUGUUGAGUCACUGGACAAGAACUUUUUAUUUUCAUUCAAGAGCGGAUUUGAUUUAGCAGUUUACAUUCAGUUACACGGAAUUCUGCGUCAGUCUUUGUGGCUUUGUGUGUGUGCAUGCGCGCAUGCGUGUGUGUACGGUAGCAAGUUACGCAUGUGUGACUGUUGAUGUAUCAGAGAUAUCUGUCUCUCGUUACCAUCUUACGUAGAGCGGAGGCGGAGGACGGUGGAGAUAGAUGGAAUGUCCUCUUGAGCUUACUUCCCGGCGUGUGCACACAUCAGAAGACAGGAAGUAGAGAAAGAAGAGACAAUGAGGGCUCAUUUAUGUUGUCUAGUUUGUGUAAUCGCUCAUGGAAGUUGACCAAGAAUGGAUGGAAAUUGCCUCAUUUCCUGUCUACUAGUCAUCGUGACUCCCUUUCUUUCCUUGUUGGGAUGUUACAUGAUGAAACUAAAUCAACUUGGUUUUAAAAGCAAUUUAACAAACAGUAAGCGUUAGCCCUGGCUCUUUUAAAUGCUCUUUUAUAUGCUAAUAGCAGCUUAGCAAACACUCAACCAGACAGCACAGAAGAACAGGGUUAUCAACUCGAACCAUUAUUUGACACAAAGUGUGAUCAACACAAACACAUGGCAUGCUGGCAAGCCCACAUGCUACCUUGUACUUUCUGCUGUUGAUGCCACAUCCACAGGAAAGGAGCGGUGGAAAAAAGGUGAUGACGCUGCAGGUUAGGGUUCUGGAUAUGUUAAAGGGAGUAAAAACGUUUGCCGCUGUAAGUCGCCAACAUGGAGUGAAUGAAAGAAGGAAAUCAGACGCACUGUAACAGCAAGGUUUUCAAGUUUAAGUUUAAAUCUCGUGCGGUGACGUCGUACAUUGUCUUCAUCAAUGUCGUCUGCACAGCAAAUUUCACCAUCGUUGUAGUCGCCCAGCCUGGUGCUGUGCUACUGACAUGCUGCAGGAGCUGCUUGUUUAGAUGCGCAAGACGGCUAAUGUGGUUGGUACCUGUUGUGUUGUGUGCGAAAAAAAUCAAUCCAAGGGUCACCUUUGAGGUAGCGUCACCCAUUUUAUUAUUCUUCAGCAAGAUCAGCGUGCACAAAGUUCAAUAGUGUAACAAGUUUCCAAGAUAGCACUUACUGUAUAUGGCAUAAUAAUUACAAGUACACCGUAUCAAAUGGAGUAUCAAAAAGAGUAUUUAACAUUGGAAUUGGAAUGUCAAGCACUUUUAACAACAUAAUAAAUUAAGCAAAAAAUAAGUAAAUUAAAAUGGACUUGGUCUCUUUUAGCAAAAAUUGCACUUAAAUAAAAUCCCAAUCAAAAGCAAGAAAAAAUAGACCUCUGGAAAAAAAAGUACACUCCCAUAAAAAACACAAUAAGUGAAAUGGAGUGACAAGUCUCUGUAAACAAAAUUGCACUUCGAUAAAUAAUGAUCAUUGGGUAUUAUUCCUCAACAACAACGCAAUUUAAUGAAGUGUGUAUAGUGGUGAUGCCUGCUGUUCCAAGUGGUGUCACGUAGGACCAAAUAAUGACAGGACUGCUUCACAGAUGCGGGAACAAUGCACGUUGCGUGUACUAUGGUCACGCACAAGACAUAAAUACUACUUGGCAAGGUGUAAAUAAGUAACAAAUCGUGUGGGAGCGUGGUCAGAUCAUACCAAUGCGCACCAUUUUUGGUCAUGAAUUGCGUGCCAAGGGUCAUUUAUGUAAUUUAUGAGUAAACAGUGCGGAAACCAGUCUUCACAGUUUUCAGGCGUGCCAUAAAUACAUACUGUAAAUAAAUGGCACGCUUUGCCACGGCAAAUUGUGAGUUUACUGCUGACUUCCACCACUCUGUGUGUGCCCUUGCUAGCAGCCCCACCUCCACCCACUGGGACAAAGAGACUGAAUGACUGACAGGAGGGUUUACCCACUCCGUUCAUUCCGCUAUCAAACCAACAUGUCCAGGUGUUGAGACGAUACACCGUGUUCCAAAUUAUUGUGCAAAUGAUAUUUUUCUCUGAUGUUGCUGAAUAGGCAAUAUAAAUGAGUCAUCAUAAUUUUCAAGUCAUCAACCUUUGAGUACAAUUUGAAAGGGACUGAACAAACAUACCAAUGAUUUUUUUUUUUUAAUUAAAAACUUAAAAUGCACUGUUCCACAUUAUUAUGCACAACAGUUUCAAAGCAUUUCACAUUUUGUUUCAAGAACCGAAAAUGGUCAUUUGUUGAAUUUGCCCCAUAAGGAGGUCAUAUUUACUGAAUGCAAAAGCUAUUUCAAUCACUAACAUUUUAACAGGCCAAGUUACAUGUUAACAUAGGAGUAUAACCUUCACAAUUCUUACAUUGUACUUGUGAGUUUUUGGAGUGUUUCUGCUUGAAUUUCUGUGCAAGAUGUCAGAAUAGCCUCCCACAGCUGCUGUUUAGUUGUGAUCUGCCUCCCACCCUCAGAUUUUUUGCCUGAUGAUGCUCCAUAGGCUGUAAAUUGGGUUGAUGUCAGGGGAAAAAGGGGGCCAAACCAUGAGUUUUUCUCCUUUUAUGCCAAUACCAGCCAAUGACAGAGAGGUAGGUAUUCUGUGCAUCAUGAGAUGGUGCAUUGUCAUGCAUGAAGGUUAUUUUGCUACAGACGGUAUGGUUCUUCAUACUGUACCAUGGAAGAACGUGGUCAGUCAGAAACUCUACAUCAGGGGUCACCAACGUGGUCCCCGCGGGCACCAGGUUGCCCCCCACGACCACAUGAGGCACCCGCAAGCCUGCUUUUCAUUCAAGUUUUCAGUUAAUAAAGUGAGAAAACUAGAAACACUCCCAAUGAUUCCGAUCCAAAACAUGACUCAGCCACCUCCUUGCUGAUAUCACAGCCUUGUUGAGAUAUGCUGGCCAUACUCUACUUCAUCCAUCUGGACCACACAAGGUUGCACGGCCCUCAGCAGUAAACGGGAUUGUUUGAAAAUUAAUCUUCAUGUAUUUGUUGUCCCACUGCAACCGUUUCUGCUUGUGAGUAUUGGUUAGGGGUGGCUAAACAGUAGGUUAAUGCAUAACUGAAAGCCUCUGGAGGAUCCUACACCUUGAUGUUCAUGGGACUUUAGAGGCACGAGCAGCUUCAAAUACCUCCUUGUUGCUUUGUAAUGGCUUUUUAGCAGUUCUUCUCUUGAUUCGAUAAACACAAUCCCAGCUGUCAUCUGAAUCAGCAACAAAUUUCUUCACCGUACGAAAGUUUUGUCCAUUGCAUUGCAAUAUUUGACCCUUUUUUGUCAGCAGAGAGAUCCUUUUUCUUUCCCAUAUUGCUUGAAAUCUGUGGCAUGUUUAAUAAUGUGGAACAUCAUUUUUCAGUAGUUUUCUUUUAAGUGGGCUCACCUGGCACACUAAUUAUGACAGUUGUCCAAGAUUGAUAUCAGUAAUCCAAAAAGCCCCAAGACACAAUGCCAUCCACAAAUUUCAUUUAACCCCCCCCCCAAAAUAUGUUUAUGAUACUAAAAUCCUAUUUGCAUUAUAAUUUGGAACACAGUGUAGUAUCGGUAUCGCCAAUACCAGCCUGAAUUUUACCCAGUAUCGGAUCGGAAAUGAAAUCAAUGCUAUUGCACAUCUCAAGAGCACACAAUGCAGCAAUGUUUACUUCCAUAAAUACACGGAAAUGCAAGUGAUUUCGUGCUUGUCACUUUCCAGAUGCUUUGCGUUCACAUUAACAAGUCACAUUUGUUUGGUAAUGUGAACGACCACAUAAAAAAUUGGAUUUAAACAAAAAAUUAGAAUAGGGCAUCAUACCCUGCAGUGUGAACGUGGCCUUAGAGGUCUGGAGUGGAUCAGUAUCGCCUGGAGUGAGUCAGAUGAAGAUGUUGCGCUCCUCUUUGCUUUGAUGCAAACACAAAUUAAAGUUCUGACUUUGGGAGCGGUUAAAAGGGCUUUAAUGCAGGGUUGGGAUUCAGUGUUAUGUAAGCAGCAGAUCUCAGACGCUGUGUCCUGUUGCUGUCUGUAUUUAUUGCUACGGAGCAGCUAAGGAAACUCCCACUGGCUGACCCAACAGAUCACUAUCUCCUCCACUCAUCUCUUCAGCCUCAAGUCACACAGCUUCAACGCAGUCUGUUCCAGGUGAAGAUCAGUCCCACAGCGCCUCUUUCAGCUCAGAAAAUGAGGCCCAGGGUGCCGACCCCGCGGUGUGGCAUUGCACACCGCCACCGUCUACCUCACCUUCGGGGGAGACGCCAGCCAACCCUGCCCCCUCGCAGCCGGCUUCGAGGCCCCACACUGUGGCAUCUAGCCAAAGCCCCGCCCCUCCCUCCACUUUGACAGGAACCAGGAAGAGGAGCUCCAAACCGUCUCACAUGAGACGCAAUAUCAGGAAGUUACUGAGGGAGCAUCAGCUGGAGGCAGUGACCAAAGCUGCUCAGCAGGAGGAGCUUGAGAGGAGGCGACGUCUGGAGGAGCAGCAAAAGCAAGAUUUCCCCAUACCACUGCUGCCUGAAUAUGAAAGUGGUGAUGUACCAAAGCAUGUGUCAUCAUCAUCGCCGUCUGCAUCAUCCAUGUCGCAGCAUGGGGUCAGACAGGAAGCGAUGGUAUGCCUGGACUCCAGUAGCACUGACGCUCUUGACAACACCGAGGCUGAUGAUCAACGCGUCUCUCGCACUGAGCACGCACACAAAGCAGAUGUGAUAGAUCUCAGCCUGGGUGAGGACGACGGCAUUGUCAGCGGAGACUCCUCCCACCAUGAGAUAGCGAGCGAGCAAAGUGGCAUGCAUGCCAACGACGACCUCAACUGCCCGGACGACCAUGGAAGGGUGCUGGUCAACUUGAAUCAUCAGCCUACAGAGGAGGACAUUUUCCUGUCGCCCCAGCUGGCGCGAGCGGUCAAACCUCACCAGAUUGGCGGGAUUCGCUUCCUGUACAGCAACCUGGUGGAGUCGGUGGAGCGUUUUGUCAGCAGCAGUGGGUUCGGCUGCAUCCUGGCCCACAGCAUGGGCCUGGGAAAAACGCUGCAGGUCAUCUCCUUCAUUGAUGUGCUCUUCAGACACACCCGGGCUCACACCGUGCUCGCUAUCGUACCUGUGAACACAUUGCAGAAUUGGCUGUCAGAGUUCAACAUGUGGGUCCCACCUGCUGAAUCGUUGCCCCCGGGUAGCGACCCCAGCCUGGUGAGGCCUCGCACUUUCAAAGUUCACAUACUCAACGACGAACACAAAAACACAACAUCCAGGGCCAAAGUGGUGGAGAACUGGGCCCGAGAUGGAGGUGUACUCCUAAUGGGCUAUGAGAUGUACCGCCUCCUGUCGCUCAAGAAGAACUUUGUGUCCGGGAGAAAGAAGAAGGGCAAGAAAACAGCAGGGCCAGUUGUCAUCGACCUGGAUGAAGCGGACCGCCAACAGAAACUGCUCAAAAAUAUCGAGAGAGCCUUGUCCCGGCCCGGUCCAGACGUGGUGAUCUGCGAUGAGGGCCAUCGCAUUAAGAACUGCCACGCCAGCACUUCUCAGGCCCUGAAGAACAUCAGAACCAAACGCAGAGUGGUCCUGACCGGAUAUCCACUACAGAACAACCUGAUUGAGUACUGGUGCAUGGUGGACUUUGUACGGCCGGACUUCCUAGGCACACGCCAAGAGUUCAGUAACAUGUUCGAGCGUCCCAUUCUGAAUGGACAGUGUGUGGACAGCACACCACAGGACAUCCAGCUGAUGAGGUACAGGAGCCACGUUCUGCAUAGCCUGCUGGAGGGCUUUGUACAGAGACGAGGCCAUGACGUGCUGAAGGACCAGCUGCCUUCCAAGGAGGAGCAUGUGAUCCUGUUGCGUCUGUCUCCACUACAGAGGGUGCUUUACACAGAGUUCAUGAAUCGCUUCAGAGAAGCGGGAAACACCGGCUGGCUCAGCCUAAACCCUCUCAAGGCUUUUUGUGUGUGCUGCAAGAUUUGGAACCAUCCAGAUGUGCUUUACGAGGCCUUACAGAAGGAAAACCUGGCCAGUGACCAGGACUUGGACCUUGACGACAUCACCUCAGCUGCACCGGCACGGUGCCCCACCGCAGCCAAUCAGAAGCCAAAGCCCCUGGAAAGUCCAAACCCCAUUGGUGGACUGAGUCUCAGCCAGAUGCAGGAGAAGGCCAAUCAGGUCAUCACAUAUGAAUGGGCGAAGGACAUCAUGUGUGAUUACAAGCCCGGCCUCCUGGAGAACUCUGCGAAAAUGGUUCUGCUAUUCCAUCUGAUAGAGGAGAGCGUCAGGAACGGAGAUAAACUUCUCGUUUUCAGUCAGAGUUUGUCCACUCUGACAGUAAUUGAGGACUUCUUGGCAAAGAGACCAGUUCCUCCUUCACCCUACGCUUCCAGCAGACACACACCAAGUCAGAACUGGGUCAGAAAUCUCAACUAUUACAGACUUGAUGGAAGUACAACCGCCUCAGAGCGAGAAAGACUAAUUAACCAGUUCAACGAUCCCAACAACACCUCAGCCUGGGUCUUCCUGCUGUCGACCCGGGCUGGUUGUCUGGGCGUGAACCUGAUCGGCGCAAACCGUGUAGUGGUGUUUGAUGCGUCUUGGAACCCCUGCCAUGACGCUCAGGCCGUGUGCCGUGUCUACCGAUACGGACAGAGGAAGAGGUGUCACAUCUAUAGGCUGGUGUGUGACUUCACGCUUGAGAAGAAGAUCUAUGACCGACAGAUCUCCAAACAGGGAAUGUCCGACCGGGUGGUGGAUGACCUGAACCCUGUGCUGACCUUCACCAGGAGGGAGGUGGAAUCCCUUCUUCACUUUGCAGAUGAAGAACAAGAGCCCAGCCAAGUCCAGUUGGAGCAUCAGAACAGCGUGGAUUGUGUUCUCCUGAAGGCGUUGCGACUCUUUCCUCACCUAAUUACCAAGCAACCGUUUCCCCAUGAGUCUCUGCUGAUUGACCGCAAGGAGCAGAAGCUGAGCAUCGCUGAGAAAAAGGCAGCAAAGAAAGGUUAUGAGGAGGAGAAGAGAGCAUCUGUGCCAUACACGCGUCCUUCCUAUGCGCACUACUACCCGGCCAGCGACCAGAGCCUGACAAACAUCCCCGCCUUCAGUCAGAGGAACUGGCGACCGCCUCACCCUGAGGAGAAACCAGUGGCCAAUGUCCGACCAGUCCAGUCUACUCCCGUUCCCAGCGUGCCUCGCCAGGCCCCUGUAUGCUCAGCUCCCACUAAAGACUCAACUUCAUCCGGCCUUGGAGGCUUUCCCGUCAACUGCUUGCAAAAAGCUGGAGUGUUUGUGCAGAAGAUCAUCACCACGACAGACAUGGUGAUUCCAGGCAUCAACAGCGCAACUGAUGUCAAGGCCAGAAUAACAGCUGGAGAGAGCAUCCAUGUCAUCAGGGGCACCAAAGGGACUUACAUCAGGACAUCUGAUGGACGAAUCUUUGCUAUCAGAGCAGCAAACAGGCCUAAAACAUCUGAGGAGACCUCUGCAACAUCGCACAAAGACUCCCAGGGCUCAGCAGAGCAGCAGCCAACCGAUGGUAGUAACAGGUGCUUGUCACCUGACCGAAAGCAGCCGUUACCUUCCAACAACUUGCCCCGCCCCCUGCCCCCUGACAGCCCGGAGAUCGUCAGUGAGUUGCAGCGCUACACUACUUCCACCACAGGUACGGGAAGUCAGAAAGAGGUGGUGGCCGCGUGCGACAUGGACAACCUGCCUUCAGCUAAAGUAGCCCAGAGCAACAACAGCAGCAGAAAUGUGAGCCACCAUGAUGCCGGGGCUACCGUCAUCCAGCCCAACAUGGAUGCCAGCGCUGCCCAAGACUUGAGAAUAAGCUCCAAGCGCAAAGCCUCCACUCCAUCUCUGGAUGAGCGGCCCAGCAAGCAGCCCCCUGCUGGCAAACACUCCGCUGCCUCUUUAUCCUCGCAGGCUUUCCCAUACCCGGCAGGUUACGGCCUCCCUCUGAGCUUCAACCCGGCCAUGCUAGGUGGCUCACUGGGACACCCGCUCUACAUGGGGGCAGGCUCGCCUUACUUCCAUCCUUCUCAUACUGCACUGGGUGACCCAAGCUUCAUGCCCGAGCUGUUCGCUUUGGGCACAGUCCCCACUUCAUCCCCAUCUUCAUCAACUUUGUCCACAUCCACCGCCACUGUUGUGUCAUCUUCCUCUGCAUCAAAAGCUCCCCCUUUGGCUCCAGGCGCCGUGCCGCCAUUCAUGCUCAGCCCCAGCCUGGCGGGAAUGGCCGGGAUGCUCCCACCAGGGUUCCCCCUCUCUUAUAGUCAGUCUCUGGCUAGCCUGUACCGCGGAUCAAUGCUCCCUGGUGGUCUUCCGGGACCGGCGGCCACACCCGGUCCGGCUGGAGCUAGCUUCCUUUCACAGUACACUUCAGCCUCCAGCUCCUCCUCUUCAUCCUCGCCUUCUUCCUUCUCCCCACCUGCACGGUCCGAGGACCACAGGGCCAGGGCUUACGGUGGAAAGGUUAGCAGCCCUGGCAGCUCGGAUGGCAAUGAUGAGGUUAUUGAAGUGAACGGCCAAUGAAACAAGAUCUCGCUUGAUUGAAUUAGCUGAUGUUAAUUUGCUCAUCCUGUGAGGGAACAUAGACAUUAGGUUACAUGAAUGACAACAAAGUGUCUACUCCACAAGCUUUAAAUGCUGACCUUGUGACGUUACAACCUGGAGACAAAAAGCUUCUAUUGGAAGGAAGAAAACUGAAAUAACGUUUGGAGCUGACGGCUUUUUGUCCAAAAACUGGCUCACUGGAAAAAAAACAACUUUAUAGACUUUUUUUUCUGCAACUUCUCCUAGAUGAAUAUAAUAAUCACAGUAACUGUAGAUUUAAACGGUUUGAUAAGUUAGAUGGUAGUAGCGUUUAUUAUUAUGCAUUCAGUGGCGUCGUUAGUAGGGGAGGGUAAAAUAAUCCAUUAAUAGUUGAUUAAAUGUGGACUUGAUUAAUCGCGUCUUGAAGCAGUGAAUGGAGUGCAUUACUUGGCUGCAACCACGAGAGGCGCUGUUGACGCAGUUCCAAGGCUAAUAUUCACUCACACCAAAGGUUGGUUUAUGCUUUUGCCAGGUCCCACGUAGCUUGAUUUGCUCCUCCAAAAAAAUCCAAAAAUGCCACAGACCAUAAAGGCUGUGAUUGGUCAACAUUUAACUUUAUUCGCACAGCACACCUUUGUGAACGCCUUCUCCAAUUUCGGAUCAACAAUUGCAAUAAAAGUGACUGUUGUAACACAUUGAUUAAUUUCCAGCUCCUAUAACGUUCUUUGUUUCUCUUAAAAUUGCCAUUGUUCACUAGCGAUGAGGGACAGUAACGAGCUAAAAAAACCAGAAAACACUGCCCCUAGCAUAUCAGCUCAAACUUGCACAGCACGUGUUCAAUCCUGACACAGAACUUUGAAAGGAUCGCAAUGGCGUCAGAAGGAAAGGCUUUCCAAGUACCAGUAUUUAUUCCGUUGGUGUUGUAAUGGUACUCCCCGCUGCCUUUCAUAGAGAUGUCGUCUAUUCGAUUCCCGGACGAGGCCCGCAACAUCCAUUCAUUGGAGAUGUCCGGUGCCGUACCUGAGCCCGGAUAAAUGGGAGGGUUGCGCGGAACGAGUGUGCAUUCUGAGUAAAAACUAAGCACAGCAAAAAUGCAUGUCUGCCACAAAGGGAAAUCUGGAGAAGUCAAAAGACAACAAGUACCCCGGUUUAGCUUGGAAUAUGUGGCUUGUACCCACGAGUAACUGAUCGGCUUGUGGUGUAGGAAAUGAUUAGUACACUGCUCAAAAAAAAUCAAGGGAACGCUAAAAUAACACAUCGUAGAUCUGAAUGAAUGAAGUAUUCUUAUUAAAUACUUUGUACUUUACAUAUUUGAAUGGAAAUCCAAAGUAUUAUUGUUAUUAUUGGGGUUGUCUUGCUGUCCACCUGUUGUCUAUUCCAUUUGCACAACAGGUGAAAUUGAUUGUCAACUGUUGCCUCCUAAGUGGACAGUUUGAUUUCACAGAAGUGUGAUUGAUUGAGCGUUCUUUAUUUUUCUGAGCAGUAUAUUUCCACAAAGUCCCCCACCCCACACCCACCCACCAUUAUGUUCAAUGAAAUGUAGUCGAAUGCCCUCCCAGUGGCAGUCCCAUGUUGCAACUGAAUAUUUCAAAACAUUUUGACUUUCACUGCCAGGACCGCUCUUGGAAAGAAAAUUUGAAACAAAAAGGGGUGAGGAUGAGGUAGACCAGCUAACACCUUAAAAACUCUUCAUAGAAUGUAUGCUUCAUCAAAUGCCUUCAAGCUAGGCCUUUAAAGAAGACUCCUAUUGAGGCAUGUGACCUGAGAAUAUCAGUUUCUCUAUUUUUUGUGUGUUUUAAACGUUUUUUUUGUUUUUUUUUAUAGAAUAUCCUUGCCUAACGACAGCCAGGUGAAAAACUGUGCUCUUUCUCGUAGCGGAGAACGGAAAAUGCCUUUUUGCCGCUUAACUUUUCCUGAAUGUGAACGGUGAGAGGCAAUUUGUGGAACUCUCACCCCCACAGUCUUACUGUAGCCUAGUGACAAACGAUGCAAAACACUUCACUCAAGCCUAUAUACUGUAUUUGUACAUGCCAAGAGGAAUCAUCAAGACCACACCUUUUUGCUGUUAGUGGCGUUACUGUGUUUGUGUUGUGUGAGAAGGAAGGAAGAACAAUUCACCUUUUGCUCUUUGUUUUUUGGACUUGAGGUCUUUGGUGGGAGCUUUGCCAAAAAAAAAAAAAGGAGCACAUCUGCAACCUCCAUCGAAGAGGGUUGUGUCUUAAGCGACCAAAACUGAAAUGCACCAAUGCUCAAUGUGUAGAAAUACUGAUGAAGCCCACCUGUCAGUUUGACUCUGCAGGUAAGUGCGCUGCAAUGCACUGUAAUAAGACACACCUGUAGACAGGCUGAAGGCAAAAAAAAACCAAAACAUUUCAUCACCAAGGCCCUCGCUGCGAUUCAUAUUGACACCAAUUGAAUCACUUAUCUAUAAAGUGAGAGCUUUAAAAGUCAGCAGCUUAUUUUGUCGUACAAAACCCAACUCUUCACAUUUGUAAGCUCAUUGUGACAGAGAAUCGCAUAUUUGUUCAUAUUUGUUCAUACUGAAAUUGCGCGUUUACCUGUUUCAUUUUUUUUGACAAUGUUUGAAUUGACCUAGGUAAUUUAUUAACAGUGAAUAUUUAUUCAUUUGUAUUUUUUUAUUGCAUAUUGUUAAAUUACUAUACAAGUUUAAAAGAAAAAAACUCAUUUAAAUGCAAUUUUUGCAUGUGUGGACCAACCAACCAGUAAUAAUCAUUAAGACGGGUUGUGUACUUAUCAUCUGGUGACAGUUAGACCAGUCAUCUCUUCAAAUGAUGUGAAUUUGGAGUCACCAGGUUUAUACUGCAUUUGUGUUCAUUGGGAUUUCUUCAGAUUCCUUCAUCAAAAGUCUCGCUAACGUCUGCUCACAACUGAAUAUCAUAAUAAUGCCACUUGAGCUGAAAUUACCAUUAAUUGUUCCAAACGAAUCAUCAGUUGCAAAAAGAUCAUUAUUGUAUCGGGUGUUUCUUUGUGUAUGUUUUCAUAUCAGAAAUGAUGACGAGGAAGAACGUUUGUUUCGUGUUUUAAACUGUUUGGUUGGCUGCUUGGCAUUUGCUGCGCCAGCUAACAACUUAUUUCAGAGCGUUUUCUACUUGAAUUUGCAUAUUUAUUUAUACCAGUCAAUGCAGUCCGAUGAGCAGAGCCGAUUGUCUGAGUUCCUUUCAGGGUGAGAAGAUCAAAGCUGCUGUCUUGGAGGACUGACUGAUGAUUGGUCAAACUCUUGAUGUGUCGUGAAUCCAUGGAUUUGAGUGUAUGACCUUAAGUUACUUUUGAGAAAUAGUUGUAGUACUCGGUUCUUUUUUUGUUUUGUGUAGUACUCGGUUGUUUUUUUGUUUAGUUUUUAGGAGUUUGACAAUAAAAAGAAACAUGUUCAAUAA